GCGGCUUUUGUCGACUGAAUUUGAGCGAAUCCGCAACGGCCAGCUUUGAAUUCGAUUCGGUUUGCGGUGCACGAGAACAGCAUGGACGCCAAGACGCCGACGACCCGCGAGCAACGGUCCAAGUCGCCAGACCGGAAGCGCCGCCACGGACGCAGCCGAAGCCGGUCGCGCGAGCGUAGCCGUCGCGACCGGGACCGUCGCCACCGCAGCCGCAGCCGCGACAGGUCUCCUCGCCGAGCCCCCAAGCGUCCGAAACGGCGCAGCCGGUCGCGCUCGGCCGAGCCCAAGAAGGUCGCGACGAAGGAGCCGGCGCUCAAGCCGUCGCCAACCAUCGGUCCAGCGCCAAAGCCGGAGGUAAAGGAGUCGACCGCCGUGCGCUCGAUCGCCGACAUCUUCAGCGUGUCGCACUCGCCGGUCGUGGUUGCAGCGAGUAAGCCUGUCUCCGUGACGAUCCCGAUAAAGCUGACUGAAUUGACUCGUGGCACGAAGGAGCUUAAGCGACCUGUCGACACCGAGACGACGACCGAGUGUACUCCCAGUGUAAACGCGACUGACUCUUCCGUGACGUCAAACCUACCCUCUGCUGCCCUAGCUCCGUCGACCUCUGUCACGCCUUCGGGCAUUGCCAAGGUUGACGUGGGCUCCAUGAAAAUGGACAUCCUCAAAGCGCUUGCGGCCGCCAAGUCGUCGAUCGCGGGCUUCAAAAAGCCGUCGGCCCCGAUCGUCGUUGCGCCACCGGCACCCACCAUCACAUCGCCCGAGCCCAACAUUGCCGAGCUCCCCAGCACGCAAGAAGACCAAGGUAGUACCGCCGUAGUGGCCAUCAACGAGACGGUCGACAAUGACGACGACGACGACGAAGAUGACUCAAAUGACGAGUGCUUUGAUCUGUCGGAUCUGCGAAAAACCGCCAAGGCCGGCAACGAGUCGGACGAGCGCUCGAUGACAGAGGACACGGUCGUCGCACCGCCCGUAGAGGAAACCGUCCCCGCUCCAUCGCCACCCCAAGAAGACGCGCCCGCCGACGCCGACGAUGACGACUUUGACAUGUUUGCUGCCGACGACGACGACUUUGGCGCGCGCGUGCCGAACGCGCCCGCCCGCCCCGCGAUUCUCAAAGCCACGCGCGGCCACUGCGACGACAGCGAGGGCUACUACCGUCCGACGAUUGGCGAAGUGUUGAACGGCGAGUACCGCGUUGUGGGCAACGCGGGCAAAGGUGUCUUCUCGACGGUCCUUCUGUGCAAACGCAUGACCGGCGACGAAAAGACGGUCGCGAUCAAGCUCAUUCGCGCCAACGACACGAUGCGGGACGCAGCGCAGACCGAGAUGCGGCUGCUCACCGAGCUGCAGGUCGGGCACAAGGCCAAGUACAUUGUGAAGCUGCUUGCGUCGUUUGAGCACCGCAACCACACGGCCAUGGUGUUUGAACCGAUGCAGAUGAACGUGCGCGAAGCGAUGAAGAAGUUUGGCGGCCGCGACGGCCUCUCGCUGCGUGGCGUCAAGGUCUUUUGCAAGCAGCUGCUGCUCGGCUUGGACCACCUCUCCAAGCACCACGUCGUGCACGCCGAUAUCAAGCCCGACAACAUGCUCCUGGACGAGAAGCAGUCGAUGGUCAAGCUCUGCGACUUUGGCUCGGCCUUCAAGUCGACGGGGCCAGACGCGCACGACCCGACGCCGUACCUCGUGAGCCGCUUCUACCGCGCGCCCGAGAUCAUUCUGGGCCUCGCGUACGACGCCCCCGUCGAUAUGUGGAGCAUUGGCUGCUGCAUUUACGAAAUGUACACGGGCCGCGUCAUGUUUCCGGGCCAAACCAACAACGAGAUGCUCAAGCUCUUCAUGGAGGUCAAGGGCCGAUUCCCCGCCAAGCUCCUGCGCCGUCACCGCGCCGUGUACCUCGAGAAAUUUCUCAUGGAGCCCCACUUUGACGAAGAGCUCCGCUUCAUUAGCCGCGAGAUCGACCGUGUCACAGCCAAGCCCAUGCUGCGCGUGAUGAACAAUAUGAACGCGACCAAGGACUUGGGCACGUCGCUGGCGGCGGCCCGCGCGCCCAGCGACGACAAGAAGCAGCUGGCGGACUUGAAGGACCUCCUCGACAAGGUCUUUGUCUUGGACCCGGCCAAGCGCAUCACGGUCAAGGAGGCGCUCAAGCACCCGUUCGUGCAGUCAUCGUAAGCUUUCGAGUUUGGCAAAGUAACCGAGCUGAAGCGUCAUGGUAUAAGCGAGCAUUACCCGCGGAGGUACGCGACGCACACAUACAUAAAGCCGAGUACGAGGACCAUCCCGCCAUAUACGAUCCACUUGUCGACCGUGUCUCUUCGCUCGAUGAUGCGCAGGAGCGAGCC
Molecule: messenger RNA, 2345 nt
Organism: Saprolegnia diclina VS20
Lineage: Eukaryota; Oomycota; Saprolegniomycetes; Saprolegniales; Saprolegniaceae
Product: CMGC/DYRK/PRP4 protein kinase
Exons: 4
Coding region: 82-2175 (697 amino acids)
Biological process (GO): peptidyl-threonine phosphorylation; peptidyl-serine phosphorylation
Molecular function (GO): ATP binding; protein serine/threonine kinase activity
Source: RefSeq, a predicted model, not a curated record